This is a messenger RNA of Betta splendens (Siamese fighting fish), 7157 nucleotides long. Its product is annotated as nucleus accumbens-associated protein 2. Gene Ontology annotation, biological process: regulation of transcription by RNA polymerase II. The coding region runs from base 556 to 2328 and encodes 590 amino acids. NCBI's taxonomy places the organism in Eukaryota, Metazoa, Chordata, Actinopteri, Anabantiformes, Osphronemidae. The transcript has 7 exons. Gene Ontology annotation, molecular function: protein binding; DNA-binding transcription factor activity, RNA polymerase II-specific; RNA polymerase II cis-regulatory region sequence-specific DNA binding. The record is from RefSeq and is a predicted model, not a curated record.
UGUCCUGCCUGCCUCUCCAGGUGAGUGCAGGAGGACCCUGUGCAGUCUGCACCGCGUGUGUGUGUGUGUGUGUGUGUGUGUGUGUGUGUGUGUGUGUGUGUGUGUGUGUGUGUGUGUGUGUGUGUGUGUGUGUGUGUGUGUGUGUGUGUGUGUGCGUGCGUGCUGGUUCGCGCACACGUUUAUAUAAGUGAGCCAGAGUGCACGUCUUUCUGUAUGGAGUGCAUGAAGUGGGAGCGAGCGAGUGUGUGUAUGAGAGAGAGGCGGUGACAUUUUUUUUCAGUUUGUAUUCCUGGAAACUGUUCUGCAGCAUUGCUCAAUAAUGAAACUAGUGUGUGUAUAUGUAUGUGUGCGUGCGUGUGUGUGGGUUGGUGGGAAGAAGACGAGAAGAAAAAAAAAAAAAAACAAUGACACAAGGUUCAGGGAGGGAAAGAAGGUGCAAGUAUGCCUGGAGACUUACUGAGACGGACUGAAGGGAGCUUUCAGAGAUGUCUCUCUCACUGGUGAAGUCUGCAGUGAAUCUCUGAAGCGCCGUCGUCCUUUCCGUCUGCAGCCAACAUGUCCCAGCUGCUCCAUGUGGAGAUCCCGAACUUUGGAGCCACAGUUUUGGGCUCCCUCAACGAGCAACGCCUGCUGGGACACUACUGCGAUGUUUCCAUAUUGGUUAAAGGUCAGGCAUUCAAAGCCCACCGGGCUGUCUUGGCUGCCAGCAGCCUCUACUUCCGUGACCUCUUCAGCAGCUCCACCAAGACUCAGUUUGAGUUGCCCUCCUCAGUCACACCUGCUUGCUUUGAGCAGAUCCUCACUUUCUGCUACACAGGGAAGCUAACGAUGGCGGCUAGCGAACAACUAGUGGUCAUGUACACCGCUGGCUACCUCCAAAUUCAGCACAUAGUUGAAAAAGGCAUGGACCUCAUGUUCAAGGCAAACUCGCCUCACUGUGACUCUCAAACAGCAGGGUCCCUGGAGGAGACAGGAUCCGAACCGCAGAGUCCUUGUAAUAACGGCAACAGCCUAGCAGUGGCUGCCCUUUUGGGAACUCCCGGCUGGUGUCCAUCUCAGCGUAAGAUCAAAGUAGAAGGCGGCGACCCGACAGCCCCAGCCGUACCCUCCACGCAAAGCAAGAUUUCGUCUUCGGAGUUGGGGAGUCGCCUGGCCAGGUCCAGUUCGCUGUUCUACACAACGGCCGGAGGGACCCCGAUCCCUGGGUUGCCUCCCUACCACCUUCCAGGGGCCAGUGGAGGUGGGACGGGGGGAGGGGCAGGGGUGGAAAGGUCCAGCCCUGGAGCGUCCAGCCUGCCCACCACUGACAGUCCCACAUCCUACCAGAACGAGGAUGAGGAGUUCGAAGAAGAGCCAUAUGAUGGGAUCCCUGAGGAUACCUACAGUCACCUCUAUGGACGUUCCACUAACCCCUAUGGGAUUCAGGACAAGGUGGAGAUGGCAGCGGUGCCGCUGGCCUUGGAGAACCGCAACUGUGUGCUGAUCCGCAGGGACCUGGUGGCGCUGCCCGCCAGCCUCAUCAGCCAGAUCGGCUACCGCUGCCACCCUAAGCUCUACACCGAGGGCGACCCUGGGGAGAAGCUGGAACUGGUAGCUGGUACACAGGUGUUCAUGACUCGAGGCCAGCUGAUGAACUGUCACCUGUGCGCUGGCAUCAAACACAAAGUGUUGCUGCGCCGACUGCUCGCCACAUUUUUUGAUAGAAACACUUUAGCCAAUAGCUGUGGGACAGGCAUCCGCUCUUCAACGAGCGACCCGAGUAGGAAACCCCUGGACAGCAGGGUCCUCAACGCUGUCAAACUCUACUGUCAAAAUUUCAACCCUAACUUCAAAGAGAGCGAAAUGAAUGUCAUUGCCGCUGACAUGUGCACAAACGCGAGGCGUGUCCGCAAGCGAUGGUUGCCCAAGAUCAAGUCCAUGCUGCCUGACGGCAUGGAGGUGUACCGCGCAGGUAUGGGCAUGGGUGCCGCCGUGGGCCUCGGCCUGGCUCUGGGCGCCUCGCAGCCGGGGGUGCCCCUCCCCUUCGAGCCUGACUUCAAAACCCUAGAGCAGAGGCUGUAUCCAGAUCGCAAAGACCCCCUCAGGACUCACCCACCGCUGGCAGAAGGCAGCCCCGGAUCCGGGGCGGCCGGAGGGGAGGCCGAAGGCGAAGGCGUGGCCCAGGAGGAACAGGAGGAAGACGAGGACGACGCCGGGCUGGAAGGUGUCGACAGGUCGCUGGGGGGCCCCGCUUUGAUCCCAGGGGCCGAGGCGGGUAGUGGCGCUGACACGCCACCUGAGCAGGAAAUACAAAGCUUCGGACAGGGUUUGCGGGUGAACGGACAGUGAAUGUCCACGCGGCUUGCCUCACACAUUGUGAAAAUCUGUUAAACGCCGCAUUUUUAUGUUUUCCUUGUUUUUCUUUCUCUUUUUUUUUUUUGCUUGCUCUCUACAUGUCGUCAACAACUCCUCCUUCUCUGUGCUUCCUCAACAAGAAUUAUCCAGUAUAAAAUGCUGUGCUUGUGGAUCUUACUAUACAAGGACUUGUCACACAUGCAUGUGCACACAUGUGCUUCUGUACACGCACACACGCUCAUAGUAGAAGUAGAACACUGUGGAGGUAGGCACAGGCAUGGCACCAGCACGCUGAGGGAAUCAAUACUUUCUGCUCCACCCUAUUCUUCAUAUGUUCAGUAUUUACUAGGUAUUUCCGCACCCGCAGCAAUAUUACAAAGGACUGAUAGCAGAACAAAUGACUGUAAUGAUUCAUCAUUCCAGUGUAAUACAAAGGCAGUAGCUGCUUUCCCGGCAGUUUAUGAAGUGUGGUGUAAUGGUUAGUAAAAUGAUUAUAUUUUCUUGGAAAGCUGCGUCUGAAAAUAGCUCCUGUAACCUUGGAAAAACAGUUGGAAGGAACACAGGCUCUCAUUUAUAAAACAUCCUUUUUUUUUGUAGUGUUUAAACACUUCACAUCACAUGAUAAAUAUGUGCGGACAUAAAUCAAGAAUAGUAUUAAAGGUCAGGUGCUAUAUUAAUUUUCUUGCCUGUUAAAACGUGCUUUUCUGUGAAAGCCAACGACUUCUCCCCAGUCCAACGCCGAAUCUAUCACAUGGAGCUGUUUUUUAUGCCUAUUAAGCCGUGAAAACCUCGGAUUGAAUUUUCAAUGCGAUGCCUGUGUCUGCUCCACCCCCCACCCCCCCUCCGGCAUUCAGUACCACCACACGUACAGAUAUACACACUCUUUCCCACUUGAUGACAUUUUAGCCUUUAAUAUCUACACCGAUGCGUAAGAAAUGCAUAAUUCUGCGUUGGCGCGACAGAGAGACGUGAACAAGAACACGCACUAAAAUCUGAGCUCGCAUGCAUGAGUACAAACAGUGGAUACAGCGAAGCCACAAACCUGCAUCUAAAUAAGAAAACAGCUGCCGUUGCCUCGAAAUAUGCCAUUAACACGCAGUGGAACUUUGUUUUUCCUAUUUCCCACCGGGAUCUGACCUCAGUCUGACUCACAGUAGAACUGACCUGGCUGUGACCUGGGAAUGUCUGUGUUUGACACAGUAUCGAUUGGAUUCGUGUUUCCUAUUUCCUUUUCCUUUUUUUUUUAUGACGGCGUGUGUUGUCACCAUGAGUAGAGGACACUGACUCUGUGGCGUAGUAAGAAGUGCACUACACUGAGCGGUAGAAGAGAAAUACCAGAGAGAAGCAAGUGUUUCACCUUGAUGCGGUGGUGUGAUUGGCACAGAGGCUACAUGGUCCUGCUUCCAUCCUGUUAUUUUCCUGAGUGGAGGGAGGGGCCGGGGUAAAUUAUUUAAUGAAUCUUAUAAGAGCAAUUUCUGCUGGCUUAUUGCAUUUGCACUCAAAGGGGGUUAAUAGGUGGGGAAGCGAAAACGUUUGGCAAAAUGUGACUGUACUAAAUACUGCACAUUUCCUCCACAUCGCCCUGGUUAUUUAUUUGAUUUAGGGGAUUGUGUGUUUGGAAGAAAACUAAAGGUCUUUCUGACAAUGACUUUUGUGCUAAAAGGAGUCAGUGAGGAAAUGUCAAACAGCGACUUAAACCUGUACUCAGUAAUUUUUUUAUAUCUGUUUUCACGCUUGAAAACGUGUUGCCACGCUUAGGGACGUAGUCUCAACAGCUUUUUUUUUUUCUUUUAGAAAGAUGCACUGUUUUAUAAUUUGUUCUGCUUCAUGGGUUGUCCUGAUCAGCAGUAAAGCACAUUCAAUCCUACAAUCAGAAGAUUUGACUUAACUCAAAAGAUUUUAAGCCACGACCUUAAAGUCAUAGAUAUAAAUCAGUCACUCAGUAUUUCUACUUAUAAUCAAGCAUUGAUUGAUGUGAUCUGUAUGCUUUAGUGCUGUAGCAUGUCAAGACCUGGACCCGGUUGAUCUCCAUCUGCGUUCUGCAUAUCGUGUUUUGGGUUCUUAAGCGGAGCUUUAACAUUGCCCUGCACAAGAAUCACAGGGUUAAAAUUGCACUAGGUAAUAAAAAUGACGUUUACAGCGUAGUUUUGCUUCGAGAGGUGGCUGUGAUGGAACGGCUGCGUUGAUGGAUGAAUGUAAGCGCUAACACUGCUUUGGUGAAGGCUCUAAGCCUUGGAUGAACCUGGUGAAAUACUGAAUCUAUGGUUUUUAUGACUCCCCCUUCUCCUGAAUUGUAUACUCUCUACCAAACAAUGGGCCAUAAUAAAAAUCAACCUGAGUGUAAGGCUGGAUGAGAUCUAACCUAUAGCUCUAGUGAUUUUAUAAAGUGAUGUGUGCAGGUCUUCCAACCCAGUGAACACCAAGGAGCGUUUCCCUAGUAUCUGCAAAUCUGCUCUUUUGUUAUAUAUUUAUCUCACCAGUUAUGUACUGUAAAGUAUGUCUCGAAUGUUGAAAGAACAAUGUUCCCAGAACUGAGAGUCUCUGUGUAGAUUUAUACACGAGGUUAGCAGAUGAUUUCUUUAACUUUUAAUUUAUUAAGCUUUGUUUCCUAAAAUUGAAAUAUAGAAUAAAGUAAAGAUUUACAGCUGUAUAUUGCAGCCACUAAUGUAAUUAGUGGACUUUUGAGAGGAUCACCUACACUCCUGAAUUGCACUGAUGAUUUUGUCAACCAUUUGUCUUCCCAAAAUACUUAAUUACAGUAAUUACCUUACAUUACAACUUAGAGUGUUUGGCUAAAAAUGGAGUGUGCAGCAAGUUUGAGAAAAUGCAUUGAGUUUGAAUAUCUUACUUUUGAUUUUUAUGCACAAUACAUUUGAGGAGAAAAUGUGUUGAACAGGAGUAAUUUUGCCUAAAUGAACAACUUAAUCUACACAGGACAGCUGCAUAGGGUGGUUCAUUGAGAAAGUCCACUGUAGUGAUGAAGGGUUGUGGAGCAGUGCCUUACACUGUGACUGUGUGGGAGUGAAUGUUGUGAUGUGCACCAUAACUUUCUGUGACUAAACAAAGGGCCCAUUAACUGGUAGAAUACAGUUACUUAAAUUGUAAUUUAGAUGUUAAAAUUGGAAGGAUUAAGUUGACAUGUACUACACUGGAAGGUGUUGGACACAGAAACAGUUGUGAUGGUUUAUUGAAAUCUAACAUAUCUUUUUUAUGUCUGUAUUAGUCAAACCUGUCUAUUUAACUUUCACGGUUAAAUUUAAGAUACUUCCCGUGUUCCCUGCCCAACAAAUCCUACUGCCCAUUUUAGGAAAAUAUUUUCUUGCUUAUCUUCUGCUUGGGUCUAUUUUUUCAUUUUUUUUCCUUGUGCAGGGUGAAUUUGAACAUGAGUGAUGUUGCACUUAAAGCUGAGGAAUUCUCAGAGAAUGUCAUGGCCAAGCCUUUGGGGGAUUAACGCUAUUUGAGGUGUCUGAAAGAAAGACAAAGUCCAGUAAAAUGUAUGUAUUAUUAUGUGUGUUUAUCUGAUUGAACAUAGUUUCUCCAUCACAGAAAACUCUGUGGGGAGUUUUUUUAAACGUUUUCUUUUUCUUCCAUUCACCUGUAACGUUUACUAAAAAGUAAGAGAAAAGAAAAUGGGAUCGCUGAUCAAAAACUUAUUUUCAUGAAUGUUCUUUUCUUAAGCGAAUGGUUACUACUUUUUAAAACAUAGUGUUCUGUCCACCCCCAUUACUGUAAAAAUACUGUAAUGGACACCAUAGUUUUUGUUCAAUGGAAUGGUUUAUCUUGAAAUUAAUACAUUUAUAUGCAACAAAAUACUUGUAUAAUAAAAUGCAUGCCAUUCUGACAGUCACUCUAACCUGAAAAAACCUCUGAUCUUUAUGCACCAUGUAUUUUAUGCUGAACAACUGUUGUCACUGUUAGCAAACAAAGACUGUGGAGAUUUGCAAUGAGAUGGGUUGUAUUUUUUAUCACACACCCCAGCCUUUUAUUGAAUGUUUGUGUAAAGUUUAACCUCUUGUAAAAUGACAUCAAAGUAGUGAUAAGGAGUGAAAUACAUAGACUAAAUAUCCAGCUGUGCAUUUGAACUUUCAGCAGACUCACACUAAAAUGCACUAUAGGUUUAUAUGUGUAUGUAUGCGUCAUAAUGCCAGCACUUUAGAACCACUUAGAAGAAUGAAACGAUGGAGGAAAACAUCAAGAGUGAUCGAGGGUUAGGUUAAUGAGAGCAAAACUUUUAAAGCCAUGUGUUCAGAGCGCUGACAAUCAGAUUAGGUAUGAGACCCAAAGUGCACUAUGGAAUAUCUGACAUGAUUUGCUAUUGCUAUUUGCAUUGUCUUUCUCCUGCUUUUUUGGUCUGUGCUAGCUUACUUACCAGAAUGUGAACGGAGCUGUCCCAUUUUGACUUGGACCACAUCUGCUCUGGUACAAAUUGGCCAAAAUUGGUCCAGGCUUAUUGGUAACCCCUUGAUGGACAAUCCAUAAAAGAAUAAAGGAUCUUAUCCUUAUCUCCUUACAUUUUGAUCAUGGCAGUGUUCCUAACUAUCAACAGGGUUUGGACCAGGCAAACUGGGAUGGGACAAUUUCAGUGCUGAUACUGCUUUAUGUUUCAAAAAUGUUAAAAUGUUUAUGCGCCUUCUGACUCAAGCAUCAAUGAUAUAUAUACUACAGAAAUGCAAGUUGCCAAUUUUGAUGUUACAGAAAAAUCUACCUUUCAUUCCCAUCAUGAUAUUUGCCAUCGGUUUCAGUAAUGUAGUCUAAGAGUACCCGAUUUCUUUAAAUGCAAUACAGAAAAAUCUGCUUUCUAAUAAAAGAUCUUACUUCACCAA